This is a messenger RNA of Pelodiscus sinensis (Chinese soft-shelled turtle), 3532 nucleotides long. The record is from RefSeq and is a predicted model, not a curated record. Lineage: Eukaryota; Metazoa; Chordata; Testudines; Trionychidae.
UUAACACUUAUCCAAAUCUUGGGAGUGGCCCCCACCAUCAAAAAUUAUUGCCCACCCCGGUCUACACUGAAGGGCUACAGCCGUUGGAGUGUAGACAGACACCCCCUAAUUCUUCCAGCACUGGGCUGGCACAGCUAUUACACACUUCGUGCAGUACACCCAUGUUAUAGAAACGGAAAGCAACGCAAAGCUAAAGUAACUCCGUCCAUUCUAAUUCUGCUAAACCUGGAUCAAACGACUUGUGUUCCACGCCCACAGGGCAUUCUGAACUUGGGAACAAGUGAGAACAAACUUUGCUAUGAUUUAAUACAGGAAAGACUCACAAGACCUGACAUGAACUAUUUGGAACCUCACCUUUUGCAAUAUUCUGAUACACAAGGCAUUGAAAGCUUCAGAGAAGAAAUUGCCAAAUUUCUCACCGAGUAUGCCAAAGCUCCAAAAGCACUGAAUCCUGAGCAUAUAGUUGUUAUGAGUGGCUGUUGUGCUGUCUUUGCUACCCUUUCAACUGUAUUAUGUGAUCCUGGAGAUGGGUACCUUAUUCCUACUCCAUAUUAUGGUGGAAUAAAUUCGAAAACCUGGCUGUAUGGUGGAAUACAACCUGUCCAUGUACCCUUGUAUAGUGAGGUGACUGAUGAAGAAAGUCACCCUUUUCAAUUAACAGUUGAAAAACUGGAGGCUGCCCUACAGAGAGCAAAAGAACAGGGCAUCCGAGUCAGAGCAUUAAUCCUGAUCAACCCUCACAAUCCGUUAGGGGACAUUUACCCAGCACAGUUACUGAAAGAAUGUCUAGAGUUUGCGCACAGAUAUCAAUUGCAUGUAAUAUUAGAUGAAAUAUAUAUGCUGUCUGUGUAUGAUGAUACCACCUUCACCAGUGUUCUUAGCUUAGAUUGUUUACCAGAUCCAGAACGGACACAUUUUAUGUGGGGUUUUAGCAAGGAUUUUGGUAUGUGUGGUAUCAGAGUUGGAGUGUUAUACACCAGAAGUCAUGAAAUUCGGAAAGCCGUGAAUCAGCUGGCUGUUUUUCAUGGGUGUCCUGGGCCUGUUCAAUAUGUUCUCAGCCAGUUUCUUAGUGAUCGAGAUUGGCUGGAUAAUGUGUAUUUUCCUACCAACAAAAAAAGACUUCGAGAAGCGCAGAAUAUUCUUGUGGAUGGUCUCACAGAGAUUGGAAUACCUGUUUUCAAAAGUUCAGGAGGAUUAUAUGUAUGGGCAGAUUUCAGGAAAUUCCUAAAAUCACAGACAUUUGAAGCGGAAAUGGAGUUAUGGUGGAAGUUCCUUGAUGAAAAACUACUCAUUAGUCCUGGGAAAGCCUUCUGCUGUUAUGAGCCUGGAUGGUUUAGAAUGGUCUUCUCAGACUCUAUAGAUAACAUUUACUUGGGUAUUCAGAGACUUGAGCAAAUGCUGCAAACUGAAAAUGAUAAAGCGGUUGAAAACAAAAAAUCUGCUGUAGAAGAUGAGCUAUCUAAUUCAGAAAAUGAACCUUCAAUGAUCCACACAAAUACACCAUUAGAUGAAGUUUUAGAAGUAUACUCAGAUAUGAAAAGAAAUUGUCUAUUAAAAUCUUUUAUGCAAUUGGAGACUAAACAAAACAUGAUAUAGCAUGCAUGUGUUCACUAAAAUUAUUACUUGGCUGUAAUACUGUAGGACAGCCUGACUUUGCUGUAGCCUGUGGUUACUAAUUUUCCAAACUAGACUGCUAGAAUAUUAGUAAUCUGGCCCAUAUCCUGACUUUAGCCUCCGUUUUGCAAAGCACUAAAUCCCACUUUUUAAGCAUGCUCUUAAGUACCAUUAAAGUCAGUGGGUCUUAAGCAUGUAUUAAAUUCUUUGUUGAUUAGGAUGGGUUUGCCGAUUCAGGCCUUAAUGAAUCUUGAACAUUAUUUUAUAUUAAGGAGUUAUAUUUAUAUUUUAAGUAGAAGACCGAAAAUGUUGAACUAGCUUAUCCUUGUUGUCAAAUUUUACUAAAUGUAUCAGUUGGCAGACAGACCUAUAUGUAAAAUCUCAAUGGGAACUUUUUAAAGACAUUUAAAGCUCAUGUAUUGUAAUAUGCACAUCAAUGUAAAUACUUGUGUGGGACAUACUCAGGUUUUUUUUUUGUUUUCUUUCAGAUGUGUAAAAAUGCUUCUUUGUAUAUUACAGUUGUCUUUUUUUUGUUGCAAAGACGUCUCUGGAUCAGUUUUUCUUACAAAAUAUAAAUACAUUUAGAAGCAUGUAUAGUGUACAUUCAUUCAACAGGUAGAUGUGUGUUGAACCAAAGUUCAGACCUAUUUUGUAGAUUUAAUUCAUUGCUUUAUUUACUUUAGGAAUGGGAAGGGGGAAUUGCAAUUGCAAAAUCAGCAGUCUUCUCUUUUACAGAGAAUCUCAAUAGGAAAAAAGAACAUUUCCAUAGCAUUUAAAAUCCCAUUAUUGGUGGUGAUUGUUAUAUCACCCAUAUUUAGGCAACCUUAACUCUUUCCAUUAUAUGAUCUUUUCUUUUAGUUGCCUGUCCUCACAUUGCUUUUUCCCCACUGAUGGCCCACUCCUGCUCUGCAUCGUCUUUCCCUCCCCCCACUCCUCUCCGGGUCCCACCACUCACUUGCUCCUUUUGCCCUUCUUCUCAUUUGCCUUCACAGUCAGUAAAGAGUGGGAAAGCAUAGCUCUCCCACUUUUAAAAGUGGGGGCAUGGCUCCCUGACCUUCCUGUACCAGCGCCCAUGGCUGGGAUAGAGAGGCAGAACAACACUAAGUCCUAGAUUCCGAGUUGUAACAUUGCUGUGCUACCUAUUAGCUGUGAAUCCCACUGGCAAAUAUCUUUUCACUUUCUAGUGGGGGUCAACAUGACAGAAUUUGGCUUUGGGGCGUAUGGGGGGAGUGGCUGCCUUUUAAAAAUGGCAGACAUUAAAUUUUAAGAGCCAUUAAAAACAUUAAGUUUACAAGGUCAAACAGUAAAAAGUUAAAUGUCAGAAUGAAGACACCCCCAGCCUUAAUGUAAACCCUUGCUUUGUGCAUAUGCACUAUGGAUACAGGUUUUAUAUGAUCAUAUGCUACUUUUCCAUAGGUCCGUGCCUCAUUCAGUGCAUAAGAUGAAUGGUACUUGCUGCAUGGUUUCAACAUUGGAGUACUUAACUUUGCAUCUUUAAUGGUAGGGGGUUUCAUAUAGUAGUAAUAUAACUAGGCUUGGAAGGUUUAGAAUUUAUAAUUAAGUGCCAGUAACCGUCAAUUUCAUGGUAUACACAAAAACCACUGAAAAAAUGUUUCUAUCAAUAACUGAAGUUUAUAGAUGGGAAAAAUGAGAAAAAUGUUGCUUGAGAACUUAGCAGAGUUUGAUUUAAGAGUAUUUAUUUUAUAAAUUUUGAUGUAAUUAUAACAGUUUGAUGUCUUAACAGUUAUAACGCUUUAACUUUUAGAGCUUCGACAUCUACUUUUGUUUAAAUUGUCUGAUUGCCCAACUAUUUAAAAACAUGUAAAGUACUUAAAACUCAUAAUUUUGUACAACUGAAAAUAUGAUCAACAUUUUAAAUGAUUUAAAAUAAAUAUUGAUAUCUGCUGAAAUUGUUUUU